This is a messenger RNA of Alosa sapidissima (American shad), 10188 nucleotides long. RefSeq names its product SET binding factor 1 (gene sbf1). The transcript is spliced from 42 exons. The record is from RefSeq and is a predicted model, not a curated record. Bases 147 to 7016 code for a protein of 2289 amino acids. Lineage: Eukaryota; Metazoa; Chordata; Actinopteri; Clupeiformes; Clupeidae.
GGCACACUGACAGUAUGGCGGCCGAGUUUUGCUGGGAGGAUGCUGCUGUCGCCUGUGAUGACUGUUCUGCCAUCAGAAUGUGAACGGAAUAAGGUCUCUAAAGGGAAAGGAAACCGCUCUAAAGGCCUGUCGCCGUGAUCUAAAGGAUGGCCAGGCUCGCCGAUUACUUUCUUGUGGUCGGAUAUGAUCUCGAAAAGAGAGGGGGUGGUGAGGGUCAAGGCCGGAUUCUCCAGCGUUUCCCAGAGAAGGACUGGGAGGAUAACCCCUUCCCCCAAGGCAUUGAGCUGUUUUGUCAGCCCAGUGGUUGGCAGUUGGUUGCCGAGCGACAGCCGCCCUCCUUCUUCGUGGCUGUGCUGACCGACAUCAACUCGGAGCGACACUACUGCGCCUGCUUCACCUUCUGGGAGGCCGUAGACAACCCACAGCUGCGGAAGGAGGAGGCUAGCGAGGUGGACGAGGAUGAGGGUCCUGGGGAGCCCCUGCCUGCACAACUCUACGGGCCCAAGAGCGUGGUGGUGGUGUCACGGCUUGACCACACCGAGGUGUUCAGGAACUGUCUGGGGUUGAUCUACACCGUUCACGUGGACAGCCUUAAUGUUCCCUUGGAAACGGUCAUCGGAAACCUCCUCACCUGCACCAUUCCCAUCGCCGGGGGCUCUCAGAGGACCAUAACCUUGGGGGCGGGAGACAGACAGGUUAUCCAAACGCCAAUCAACGAUUCCCUGCCUGUGAGUGGCUGCAGCGUGUCCCAGCUCUUCCGACAGCUCGGCAUAGUGAAUGUGCUGUAUUUGUUCUGCGCUGCUUUGACGGAGCACAAGAUCCUGUUCCUGUCGAGCAGCUACCAGCGCCUCACCGACGCCUGCAGAGCCCUCCUCGCCAUCAUGUUCCCCCUCAAAUACAGUUUUACAUAUGUGCCCAUUCUUCCUGGGAAGCUGCUGGAGGUUCUCAGUACUCCCACCCCUUUCAUCAUCGGCGUCAACUCAUUCUUUCGCUCCGAGACGCAAGAGCUGUUAGAUGUCAUCAUCGCCGAUCUGGACGGUGGGACUGUGACCAUUCCGGAGUGUGUGCACAUCUCCCUGCUGCCCGAGCCACUGCUGCAGCACACACAGACGGUCCUCUCCAUGGUCCUGGAUCCUGAGUUAGAGGUGGCAGACCAUGCCUUUCCCCCUUCCUCAAUACAGCCCUCCACGCAGAAGAUCCAGGAUAAGGAGAUCCGGGCUGUGUUUCUGUGGCUCUUUGCUCAGCUGUUCCAGGGUUACCGCUGGUGUCUUCACAUCAUCCGCAUUCAUCCUGAGCCAGUUAUACGCUUUCACAAGGCUGCAUUCCUGGGCCAGCGAGCUCAGACGGAGGAUGAUCUCCUGACGAAGGUCCUGGACGGCAUGGCCUUUGCGCGCUUCGUGUCCGAGCGGGGUCCACCUUACCGCCCUACCGACCUGUUCGACGAACUGGUAGCCAAUGAGGUGACGCGGAUUCGUCAGGAAGAGACCAUGCCACGCAAAGUGCUGAGCCACGCCAGGGAGCUCGCCCAACAGCUGUUUAAAAACGAGAACCCGUACCCUGCUGUGGCCAUGCACAAGGUGCAGCGUCCGGCCGACGUGACGCAGUCUCGGCCCUUCACCGCCCCCUCUUGCUGCUUCCCCCAUCUGGACGAGGUGACCGUGCAGCUGUUCAUCGACCACGCCAACGCCAAGCUCAAGAGCGCCCCGCCUGUCGUCCGGCCUGAACUCAAGGCCAUGGUGCCCUCCGGUCCACCACUGGUGGACUUUGUGGACCGCAAUGGGAAUGUGCUGGCCAAUAGUGCGCGCCGGUUAGAGGUCGUACGGAACUGCAUCAACUACAUCUUUGACAACAAGAUGCUGGAAGCUAAGAAGCUGAUGCCAGCGGUGUUGCGUGCGCUGAAGGGUCGAGCAGCACGCGUGUGUCUCACGCAGGAGCUCAAUCAGCACGUCCUGCAGAACCGAGCCGUGCUGGAUGACCAGCAGUUCGACUACGUCGUUCGCAUGAUGAACUGCACUUUACAGGACUGCUCCCAUAUGGAUGAGCAUGGAAUUGCAGCUGCCUUGCUGCCUCUCGUCACUGCCUUCUGUCGAAAACUGGGUGGGGGCAUUACUCAGUUUGCGUACAGCUGUGUGCAGGAGCACAUGGUGUGGACCAACAUGCAGUUCUGGGAGGCCAUGUUCUACAGCGACGUGCAGAAACACAUCAGAGCGCUCUAUCUGGAGACGGACUCGGACGCACCCAGCACGGAGGCGGAGGGUGUGUCGUCGGCGGAGCAGAGCGCUCUGGAGCUGGCGUCGGAGCAGAGCCGGCUGUGGCCCACGCUGAGCAAGGAGCAGCAGCAGGAGCGUGUGCAGAAAGAGGAGAGCACCGUGUUCAGCCAGGCCAUCCACUACGCCAACCGCAUGAGCUACCUGCUGCUGCCCCUCGACACCAGCAAGAACCGGCUGCUCCGCAACACCGGCCUGGGGGACGGAGAGAGCGUUAGCAACAGCUACCUCACCAACAGCAUCGCGGGCAGCAUGGCUGAGAGUUAUGACACGGAGAGUGGUUUUGAGGACGCGGAGACGUCGGACGUUGCCAACUCGGUGGUGCGCUUCAUCAACCGCUUCGUGGACAAAGUGUGUAACGAGAGCGGCGUCACCAACGAGCACCUGAAGGCACUGCACACCAUGAUUCCAGAUAUUGUCCAGAUGCACAUCGAGACGCUGGACGCUGUGCACCGGGAGAGUAAACGGCUGCCGCCCAUCCAAAAGGUAUCCAACUCACGCUUUUACCUGCCGCUGCCGCUGCCUGCACCGCCUCCUACUGCCCCGCCAUCUGCCCCAUCUGCCCCAUCUGCCCCAUCUGCCUCCUACUGCCCCGCCAUCUGCCCCAUCUGCCCCAUCUGCCCCAUCUGCCCCGCCUGCCCCAUCUGCCCCAUCUGCCCCAUCUGCCCCAUCUGCCCCGCCUGCCCCGCCAUCUGCCCCAUCUGCCCCAUCUGCCCCAUCUGCCCCAUCUGCCCCCCCAUCUGCCCCAUCUGCCCCAUCUGCCCCAUCUGCCCCAUCUGCACCGCCUCCUACUGCCCCAUCUGCCCCAUCUGCCCCAUCUGCCCCAUCUGCCCCGCCUCCUACUGCCCCAUCUGCCCCAUCUGCCCCGCCUCCUACUGCCCCAUCUGCCCCAUCUGCCCCAUCUGCCCCAUCUGCCCCGCCUCCUACUGCCCCGCCAUCUGCCCCAUCUGCCCCAUCUGCCCCAUCUGCCCCGCCAUCUGCCCCAUCUGCCCCAUCUGCCCCAUCUGCUCCUGCCCCAUCUGCCCCAUCUGCCCCGCCAUCUGCCCCAUCUGCCCCAUCUGCCCCGCCUCCUACUGCCCCGCCAUCUGCCCCAUCUGCCCCGCCAUCUGCCCCCCCAUCUGCCCCAUCUGCCCCGCCAUCUGCCCCAUCUGCCCCAUCUGCCCCCCCAUCUGCCCCAUCUGCCCCGCCAUCUGCCCCAUCUGCCCCAUCUGCCCCGCCAUCUGCCCCAUCUGCUCCUGCCCCAUCUGCCCCAUCUGCCCCGCCAUCUGCCCCAUCUGCCCCAUCUGCCCCAUCUGCCCCGCCAUCUGCCCCAUCUGCUCCUGCCCCAUCUGCCCCAUCUGCCCCGCCAUCUGCCCCAUCUGCCCCAUCUGCACCGCCAUCUGCCCCAUCUGCCCCAUCUGCUCCUGCCCCAUCUGCCCCAUCUGCCCCGCCAUCUGCCCCAUCUGCCCCAUCUGCACCGCCAUCUGCCCCAUCUGCCCCAUCUGCCCCAUCUGCUCCUGCCCCAUCUGCCCCAUCUGCCCCAUCUGCCCCGCCAUCUGCCCCAUCUGCCCCAUCUGCCCCGCCAUCUGCCCCAUCUGCCCCAUCUGCCCCAUCUGCCCCAUCUGCUCCUGCCCUGCCACCUACUGCACCUGCACCUCCCAUGACCACCUCCUGCUCCUCCUCCUGCUCCUCCUCCUGCUCCUCCUCCAGCCACUGAUCCCCCCCACACUCUGUAGCCCCCACCUCACCCUGCCACUGCAGGUAGGUCUGCAUGUGCCCCCACCCCUCUCCCUGCACGGCCCCAAGAGCAUGCUGGGAAAUGUAUGCGGCCCGCCCCUGGGGGAGCAGGUGGUGACGCGCUCGUUCCCUGUGGCGUCUCUGACGAAGGAGAAGCGCAUCUCGGUCAGCCUGCCCAUGGACCAGUUCCUCCAGGAGGGCCUGCAGCUCCGCUCCAGCACCUUCCAGCUGAUGAAGGUGGCGUUUGACGAGGAGGUGGCGUCGGACCUGGCGGAGGUGUUCCGGAAGCAUCUACACAAGCUGCGCUACCCGCAGCACGUCCAGGGAACCUUCGCCUUCACUGUGGGCCACUCGGCCAAGAUGGUGGUGGAGCACAAGACCAAGGACAAGAACCAGUCCCUCAAAACCCUGUCUAAAAACCUGGUGAAGAGUGCAAAGCGUACGAUUGGCCGGCAGUACGUGACACGGAAGAAGUACACCCCGCCCACCUGGGAGAACCGCAGCAGCCUGCCGUCAGAGAUGGACGAGGACGAGAUCUCAGUAUGUGAAGAGCCAGACCAGAGCUCCCUGACGCUCUCCUCCACCAUCCGCUCGUCCGACCGCCAGACCAUGAGCAACGUGGUGGAGCGCGCCUGUUGCCGUGACUACCAGCGACUGGGUUUGGGCACGCUCAGUAACAGCCUGACGCGCUCUAAGAACGAACCCUUUCGCAUCUCCACCGUCAACCGCAUGUACACCGUCUGCAGGAGUUACCCGGGGCUGCUGAUCGUGCCGCAGAGUGUUCCGGACUCCACCAUCCAGCGGAUCUCGCGCUGCUACCGACAGAACCGGUUCCCCGUGGUGUGCUGGCGGAACUCGCGCACCAAAGCGGUUCUGCUGCGAUCGGCAGGACUGCACGCCAAGGGGGUGGUGGGCUUCUUCAAAUCCCCCAACGCCCCCUCUGGAGGUCCUUCUCAGGCCGACUCCACGGGUCUGGAGCAAGAGAAGUACCUGCAGGCCAUCGUCAGCUCCAUGCCCUCCUACAGUGAGGCCGGCGGCAGGAACACGCUCAGUGGGUUCACCUCCACGCACAUGAGCUCGUCAGACUCAAGUGAUAAGUUGCGGCAACCCAAGAUUGGUGCUCUGAUGAAACAGGUGAUGGGGGGCAAAGAGGACAUGCCUGGAACGUUUAGCCGAGGAGCUCUGGGUCAGAAGGCUAGGGUGGUGUCACUCACCCCGUCCCGAGUCUCCUCCCACCGCACGCCCCGAGGUAAGUGGGGGAGCAUCCGUGGCAGUGGGCGUCUGAGUGCCUACAACCCUGACGUGGGAAACCGUCUGGCGGGGAAAGACUCUUCGCAGCCCAACGGAGGCCCUGCAGACACCUUCUUCAGACAGCAGAGGGCGCACCUCUACAUCAUCGGAGACAAGGCCCAGCUCAAGGGCGGGAAGCAGGACUCGUUCCAGCAGUGGGAGUUGGUUCCCAUCGAGGUGUGUGACGUGCGGCAAGUGAAGAACAGCUUCAAGAAGCUGAUGAAGGCCUGCGUCCCCUCCACACCCACCACUGACCCCAACAUGUCCUUCCACCGCUGCCUAGAGGAGUCUGAGUGGAUGAACCUGUUACACAGAGUGCUGCAGGUGUCGGUGUUGGUGGUGGAGCUUCUGGAUUCGGGCUCCUCUGUGAUGGUCAGCUUAGAGGAUGGAUGGGACGUUACCACUCAGGUGGUAUCUCUGGUGCAGUUGCUCUCUGACCCCUACUACCGCACGUUCGAUGGCUUCCGGCUGCUGGUGGAGAAGGAGUGGCUAUCGUUUGGUCAUCGCUUCAGCCAUCGCGGUGGCCAGACCCUCGCCAGCCAGAGCAGCGGCUUCACCCCGGUCUUCCUGCAGUUCCUCGACUGCGUGCACCAGAUCCACCUUCAGUUCCCCAUGGAGUUUGAGUUCAGCCAGUACUACCUGAAGUUCCUGGCCUACCACUACGUGUCCAACCGCUUCCGCACUUUUCUACUCGACUCCGACUACGAGCGCAUUGAGCUGGGAGUGUUAUAUGAGGAGAAAGGGGAACGCAGGAACCCCCAGGUGUGUAAGUCGGCAUGGGACUACAUUGACCGGCUCAACAAGAAGACGCCCGUCUUCUACAACUACAUGUUUGCCCCAGAGGACGAGGAGGUGCUGAAGCCCUACAGCUUCAUCUCCAACCUGAAGGUGUGGGACUUCUACACGGAGGAGAGGCUGGCUGAGGGUCCGGCGUAUGAUUGGGAGCUGGCCCGCGGGCGGCAGGAGGAGCGCGUUGCCGAGGAGACCGUCUCCGUGGCGGCUGCCGAGCGGCCGGACACAACUGCGCCCAAGUCCCAGCGCCGCAUCGUCUGGCCCUGUUACGACAACACCAGCAGAGUGCUGCCCGACGCCAUCACCAAGCUGCUGCAGGAAGUGCAGGUGCUGGAGCUGGAGUUGGGGCAGGUGUCGGAGAAAUGGAAGGACACCUGGGACAAGAUCAAGACCACCCAGAGAACUGAGACCAAACUGGAGAGCAGGCAUUCCUUCUCCAGCUCGCUGCUCAUGUCGUCCAACCUGAGUCACCAGCGGCGCUCGCAGGGCGUCUACCUGCAGGAGAGCAGUGUGGGCUCGUCCAUCAACCUGGCGCUGGACUGCGAGGCCUCGGCCGGCGCUACGCCCGCCACCGGACGCACCAGCACCAGCACCCUCUACUCCCAGUUCCAGAGCACCGAGAGCGAGAACAGGAGUUAUGAAGGUAUCCUAUUCAAGAAAGGGGCUCUGCUGAAGCCGUGGAAGCCUCGCUGGUUUGUCCUGGACAAGACCAAACACCAGUUGCGUUACUAUGACUCCCGUAAGGACAAGGAGUGCAAGGGCGUGAUUGAGUUGGCCGAGGUGGAGGCGGUCAUUCCAGGCAUGCCCACCAUGGGGGCACCAAAGCACAUAGAGGAGAAAGCCUUCUUCGACCUAAAGACGACCAAACGUGUGUAUAACUUCUGUGCCGAGGACAGCCUGAACGCCCAGUUAUGGAUGGACAGUGUCCAGAGCUGCCUCUCCGAUGCAUAGGAGGGGGAGGAGUCCCAGCUUCAAAUGAACGACCAAUCAGACCUUUCAGCCACAUCACAUGACCCCGCCUCCGGGAUGGUGUCUUGAUGGACAGCUUUGUGGGGCCAAUCACGCUUGUUCCUCCCUCCCUCCCCCGGGGGAUGGGUGGUGACUGAUGUGGCGAUGGGCGGGCCUUUAGCGUGUGGCGCUCUCUGGUUAGUGUUUCCGUGGCGAUGGGCGGGCCUUUAGCGUGUGGCGCUCUCUGGUUGGUGUCUCCCUGUCGAACUUUGAUGAUGUCACAUCACCAAGUCUCAGUUUUGUUUUUUUAAUGAAAGAAAGAAAAAAAAGACUAAAAAAAAAAAGUAAAGUCUUGGUUGGCCUUAAUCGACCCUCCUGUCAAACACACACACACACACACACACACACACACACACACACACACACACACACACACACACACACACACACGGACAUAUGUGUGUGUACGAGUGUGUGCUUGUGUGUAUAUAUGCAGCAGACUCACUAACCACUAGCCCUAAUGCCCCCUACUGCCCCGACCGUUGCAGAGGAUUUGACGGCAUGAUGUCAUCCGAAGUCCAGUUUACUGAAACAGGGGCACCAGUGUGGACCAGCAUGCACCACCACUGACUCUCCACACACUCCUCACACACUCCCCACACACUCCCAAAAAAAGAGAAAGAGACUCGCUCUGUUGCCACGGUGAUACCCAUAUUACACCAUGACCCCCCUGUCCUGAUCUCACAGCUCUGCACUGCCAGCAGGGCAACGGUUACACACACACACACACACACACACACACACUGCCGAUUCCUUCCCUUUAAUCCGUGAUGACGACUUUGAUGCUACAUUGUCUCCUUAUGCUCUGGCUUUGCACCAGACCAGCGGUUCAUGAAGGACUUUUACUCCCCCCCCCCCCCCCAUCUCUCUUGUGUGACAGGAGGAGGGUUGAAGCCCCCCCCCCCCCCCAUCUCUCUUGUGUGACAGGAGGAGGGUUGAAGCUCGUUGGCGGCCCCUGCUGGCCAAAGCGUGUAUUGCAUUUCCCCUCCCUCCCUCAUGCCAGUGUGAGAUUACUGCUCCGCUCAGACGGCUCGUUUACAUGGAAGUCUCUCCAGUCUCCUCUCAGCAAGUCCAUAUAGAAGCAGAACACAAACACUUUACUUCACCACUGAAGGGGUGAGGAUGACGUAGGACACGGAGGGUUAUAUUUUGAUAGAACAUUUAUGCAUAGAAUGAAAUAUUACAUUAAAUAUGGAGGGGGGGGGGGGGGGAGUAUUAGUUUGUGUUCACAUCCCAUAGUGAUGCAAGGCGGUAUAACUGGUUGUCAUGACGAGUGUCUGUAGAGGGGUUAGAGGUCAAAAGGUCAUGCAUGACCUGACUGUUCAGUAGGCUAGCUGUUUUAAAAGGUGUUUUAUGGAACCCUGCCAUCUACGAUGCUUUCAUAUCUGGCUAGACAUUUCUGAAGACAGGGCAGCGGGUGGGGGGGGGGGGACAGUAGCCACUGUUGGCCAGCAGAGACGCCUGCUUACUGGAGUCAUGGAAACGAACACAGUAGACUUGAGUGGGGGCAUGACGCACACACACACACACACACACACACACACACAUCAUAAAGUCACUCUUAGAAUGUGUGUUUGCAUUUAUUCUGUCAGUGAUGAGUCACCACUAGCUGAGCUCUGCAGUGUGUGUGUGUGUGUGUGUGUGUAUAUAUAUGUGCACGUGUGGGUGUGUGUGAGGACUCCUGUAAUCAGCAUGUCUUCCAGAAACAGUGUUUUAGCUUGCGGGCCUGCAGAGGAGGAGUGUAUGUGUGCGUGCGCGUGUGUGUGUGUGUGUGUGUGUGUGUGUGUGUGUGUGUGUGUGUGUGUGUGUGUGUGUGUGUGUGUGCGCCCGCCCGCCCCCUACAGUGUUGUCCCCUCAGCUAGGAGAUGUAGCCAUUAGCGAUUUUUAGCCAUUAGUUUAGUUUUGUUCUGGCCGCUGGGCUGUCAGUAUGCCGAAGAAGUAUCACAUCUAUUGUACCUGUCAACUUUCCUCCUCUACAUUUAAACAGCGCAACCACAACAACCCAGCUAUGCCCACUCAUCUCUACACACACACACACACACACACACACACAAUUGACAUUACAGUGUAAGAUAUGGUUGUACUGCUGUUUCGUUGAACUGUUUUUUUUUUUUUUUUCGAAUUGUAGAUUUUUGUUCUAAUAACGGCUUUGUAUAUACUACUCAGAGUUGUAUGUAACAUUUAUGGUAGUAAUUUAUUUAACUUUUUUUGUCUUCUUAAGAAACAAAAGUUCUUUUCAAGCACCUCUCUUUUUGAGUUAGAUAAAUCAAAUAUGUGCCAUUCGUUUGUCUCUGUAUUAACGUAACUAAUGCUUUUGUUUUUUGAGAACUUUAAAUACUGCUAAAAGGGUUUUAAAAUAAGAAACCCUCAUUGUGUUGUUUAAAAAGAAGUUGGUUUAAACUGCGUGUCCUAAUUCCCCCUGUGUGUGUGCGCACAAUGGGAGGAGUGUGAGGAAGAAGCAGUGCAUCAGACGGCAUUUUGUUGCCAUGGUGACUGGUGUUUUGUUUUGUUUUUGUUUGGUUAACCAAGUUACGGUUUGGGGGGUUAUUGCUCUCGCACUCUAAACACAGACAAUACACUCUUCACAGGCUACUCUGACUUCCUCACAGUUUUUUUGAUGCACAAUCUCCACAUCUUUCAAACAGAACAAAAAUGAAUUUGAUUUCUUUUCAUACUUUUCUUUUUUCGGUUCUCCUUCCCUUUUUCUGUUUUUUAAAAAGAAAAGAAAUAGAAAUAUUCUUCUGAGCCGGGUUCUUUUUUUUUGUCAAUCAUGUAAAAUAUUUUUUAGGAUUAAAAAUGAAAACAGUGAGUUUCAUUGUCACUGGGCCUUGCUUUUGUUUCUUUUCUUUUUUUUAAUUUGUAAUUUCAUGUUUCUGCUCUGCUUCCAACACGUCUUGUGUGUCUCAUACUAGUUGUUUCCUGUUUGUUUUGUAAAGUGUUUCUUUCUUUCUUUUUUUGGAAUCCAAACCGAAGACCCAUCAGGUCAGCUUCCUCCUCCUCCUCCCUGUGUGUCACGAGGGAAUGUCCGUCUGUGUUGUACAGUACUCGGUCCUUUAAUAAACGCUGAUGGUAGGCCAUUAAACAGCUGCCCAUAAGUCCCCAUCUAAUGAUUUUA